Molecule: messenger RNA, 3052 nt
Organism: Prunus avium (sweet cherry)
Lineage: Eukaryota; Viridiplantae; Streptophyta; Magnoliopsida; Rosales; Rosaceae
Product: phosphate transporter PHO1 homolog 3-like
Biological process (GO): cellular response to phosphate starvation; phosphate ion transport
Cellular component (GO): plasma membrane; cytoplasm; trans-Golgi network
Molecular function (GO): phosphate transmembrane transporter activity; inositol hexakisphosphate binding
Source: RefSeq, a predicted model, not a curated record
CUCUGUAUUUAGAAUCUUAUCGCCUUCUAUGACUCACUCAUAUUUUGAAACUUCUUUGCAUAAAUUUUCAACCCAAUUACCUCGUUGGCUCUUUGUCCUUGACAUUUCUCACUCGCUCUUUGCUCUGCGCAGUUCGUGCAAAAGGAACCCAAUUUAGCUAACUAAGCACCAAUCUGAGGGGCUCUUUUCAGUUUUUUCACACUCAAAAAAGUUGCUGAAAACCGAGUGACUUAAUUUCUAGAGCUAACAAUUCACAGAGCUUAAAAAAAAAUGAAGUUUGGGAAGGAGUUUGCAACACAAAUGGUGCCAGAAUGGCAGAAAGCAUACAUGGAUUAUGGUUAUCUAAAAUCCCUCCUAAAAGAAAUCCAACGCAGCAAGCAAAGACACAAGCCUCCACCAGUUGCCACCACACCGCGCAGUCACCUCCUAAAGCGAAGGCUCACAUUGUACAGAGCCUUCAGUGGUCUCACGUCGCAAAGCCGUCACAACCAGCAGCAACCCAACAGCCCAUCCUCCAUAUCCCCUGUCGACAUCGAAAGCCAAGCCAUUCUUGUGAACUCUGUGAGACGUGAUGGCUCCGAGAGCUACCAGACCACGUUUCUAAUGGCUGCAGAGGAAGGGGGCGUGCAGGAGUUGGAGUAUUUUAGAAAGGUUGAUGAUGAGUUCAAUAAAGUGGACAAGUUUUAUAGGUCUAAGGUGGAUGAGGUGAUGAAGGAAGCUGCUGUGCUCAACAAGCAAAUGGAUACUUUCAUCGCGUUUCGCAUAAAAGUGGAGAACCCGCAGAGGCCGUUGGAUUGGUCAGUGGAGAUGACUCGUCUUGCUUCCGAUGUUGCUGCUUCAACAGCUGCCCUGGCAGCUUCCACUCCCCGCGGAGUCAGAGCAAGCAGGUGCGCAGCCAUGGCUAUGGAUGUGAUUGAAGAGAGUGGAUCAAAUAGCCAGGAGGAACAUUCUGGUGAUGAAGAAAAAAAUGGAAAAAAGACAGAGAAUAUUAAGAUUCAUGAAAAGAAGGCAGAGAACUUAAGAGACACUAGACCUGCACCACUGCACAUACUAAAUUAUGUGACAAUGAAUCACACUGUUGAGACUCCGCGUUCGACCAUUAAAGGCUUCCUCAAUGUGCCUCCACAGACAGAGCUCAAGUUCAGCAGAGAUAAUCUGAAGAAAGUUGAAGAACAGCUUAAAGGGGCUUUCAUUGAAUUUUACCGGAAACUUCGGCUUCUAAAGAGCUAUGGCUUCUUGAAUACGUUGGCUUUUUCAAAAAUCAUGAAGAAAUAUGACAAGAUUACUUCAAGAGAUACAUCAAAACCUUACAUGAAUAUGGUGGAUAACUCCUACCUUGGCAGCUCUGGGGAGGUUACCAAGCUUAUGGAGAGGGUUGAAACUACUUUCAUCAAGCAUUUCUCAAACUCAAAUCGCAGAAAAGGAAUGGCCGUCUUAAGGCCAAAAGCAAAGAUAGAAAGACAUAGGAUAACAUUUGCCAUGGGUUACUUUGCUGGCUGUACAGCUGCUCUUAUAUUAGCACUUAUUUUGAUGGUGCGUGCUCGCAAUAUUAACAAUGCCAACAAUCCUGAAUUUGACAAAGGAAAAACACAGUACAUGGAUAACAUGUUUCCCUUAUACAGCUUGUUUGGAUUCAUAUUUCUGCACAUGCUUAUGUAUGCCGGCAACAUAUACUUUUGGAGGCGGUUCAGAGUCAAUUACUCUUUCAUAUUUGGUUUCAAGCAAGGAACUGAGUUGGGCUACAGAGAGGUUCUUCUUCUCAGUUUUGGACUGGCAGUGCUAGCACUUGCUUCUGUGCUCUCAAAUCUUGACAUGGAAAUGGACCCCAAAACCAAAGAUUACAAAGCACUAACCGAACUUCUCCCUCUCUUCUUGGUUUUGCUUGUAGUUUUGAUAUUAUUAUGCCCCUUCAACCUCAUAUAUCGCUCAAGUCGCUACUUCUUCCUCGUUUGUCUGUUUCACUGUAUCUGUGCUCCUCUGUAUAAGGUCACACUCCCAGAUUUCUUCUUGGCAGAUCACUUAACUAGCCAGGUGCAAGCCAUUAGAAGUCUGCAAUUCUACGUUUGCUAUUAUGGUUGGGGAGACUACAAACUCAGACGAAACACUUGCAAAUCACAAGAUGUCUUCAACACUUUCACUUUCAUCGUUGCUUGUAUUCCGUAUUGGUCUCGUCUCCUUCAGUGCCUCCGCCGUUUGGUUGAAGAGAAAGAUCCCAUGCAAGGUUACAAUGGGCUGAAAUAUUUCUUCACAAUAGUAGCUGUUAGCAUGAGAACAGCAUACAGUCUUGAGAGUCUUAAAAAUGAAGUGACCUGGAAAGUUCUUGCUUGGAUUUUUUCAAUUGUUGCAGCAAUCUAUGUAACAUAUUGGGAUCUUGUUGUGGAUUGGGGACUUCUGCAACGGAAUUCCAAGAACCGCUGGUUAAGAGAUAAACUCUUGAUCCCUUACAAAAGUGUAUAUUUCGGAGCCAUGGUGUUAAAUGUGUUGCUGAGAUUUGCCUGGUUGCAGACUGUUUUGAAUUUCAAUGUUUCUUUCAUGCAUAGACAAGCCAUGAUUGCGGUUGUGGCCAGCUUGGAGAUAAUCCGUCGUGGGAUAUGGAGUUUUUUCAGGUUGGAGAAUGAGCAUCUGAACAAUGUUGGCAAGUACAGGGCGUUCAAGUCAGUGCCAUUGCCUUUCAACUAUGAUGAAGACCAAGGCAAACAUGAGUAGCCAAAGAAACUACAAUUUAAGAAGAAUGGAAAUCAGAAUCAGUGUUGGCCUUUUGUGAGGCAACAAGAUGCAACCUUUGAUUUUUGGAGUGGUCUAAAUGUUGCGAAAUGUGAGUAAAUGCACCGUUUAUAAAUAUAGAGGCUCAAAAUCCUGCAUGAAUACACUUCAUAGCUUCAUGUUCCUAAUGUUUUGCUCCUAGUAGAUUUUGGUCAAUGCACACAACGAAAGAGAAUGGAGCCACUUCUGCGUAAAUUUUAUAUUUACUUGACUUCUUAUGUGCUCAAAAGUAAACAGUAGAUGAUUAUUGAAUAUGAGAAAUGUGAAGUGAAUUGAGACUAUUGAUCAA